This is a messenger RNA of Oncorhynchus gorbuscha (pink salmon), 1670 nucleotides long. Its product is annotated as P2X purinoceptor 1-like. The annotation marks the transcript as partial. Gene Ontology annotation, molecular function: extracellularly ATP-gated monoatomic cation channel activity; purinergic nucleotide receptor activity. Gene Ontology annotation, biological process: monoatomic cation transmembrane transport; response to ATP. Gene Ontology annotation, cellular component: plasma membrane; nuclear inner membrane. NCBI's taxonomy places the organism in Eukaryota, Metazoa, Chordata, Actinopteri, Salmoniformes, Salmonidae. The record is from RefSeq and is a predicted model, not a curated record. The transcript is spliced from 7 exons.
CCCUGCGCUGUUGAUGUCGGCAGAGAACUUCACACUGUUCAUCAAAAACACAAUCAACUUUCCAGCCUAUGGUGUUACAAGGUGUAACCUCGUAGAAGGUAUCGACAAUCAGUACAUCAAAAGUUGCCUGUAUGACCCAAAGACGUCCCCACUGUGUCCCAUUUUCAGACUGGGCGACUUGGUACAGAUGUCUGGCUUCAACUUCGCCGCCAUAGCCAAAGUGGGUGGGGCGAUUGGUAUCAUCAUUGACUGGACCUGUAACCUGGACCAUGACCAGUCAGACUGUAAACCGAUCUACUCCUUCCACGGUCUCUAUGGAAACCCCGACGAGGCAGACACGGCCAGAGCAUCUGUGGGAUACAACUUCAGGUACGCAAAGCACUAUAUGGAGGACACACAGGAGAAAAGAACGCUUCUGAAAGUGUUUGGGAUUCGAUUUGACAUCAUUGUGCGUUCAGUGGCCAGAAAAUUUGAUAUCAUUCCAACACUAACAGCUAUAGGAUCUGGUGUUGGAAUCUUUGGAGUGGCGACUGUAGUAUGUGAUCUGAUUCUCCUGUAUCUACUACCCAAGAGGGAAUUCUACAACAACAUGAAAUUCAAGGUCACUGAAACGAUGGAGAAGAGUGAUGCUGCGGAGGGGUCCUGACUCCUGGGCUCCAGUCUGCAGUAACAGCUGGCUGCGACUCCAACAGACUGACUCCAGACUGCACUGACACAUCUUAAAGCAUAAAACAAGUGUGAUGGUUUUCUGCCUUGUGUUCACUCUCCAGCUGAAUGAUUCAACUGCCAUUUAAUUGCCUUCAAAUCCUGUCAACAGAUCUCAAACAAUGCCCUUCCGGCUCAAUGAUUCAACUGCUAUUUAUUGCCUUCAAAUGUCAACAGACCUCAAACAAUGCUCUCAGUUUAGGAUAUUUUUUUAUUUUACCUUUAUUUAACUAGGCAAGUCAGUUAAGAACAAAUUCUUAUUUACAAUGACAGCCUUGUUCAGGGGCAGAACCACAGAUUUUCACCUUGUCAGCUCAGGAUUCGAUCUACAAACCUUUCGGUUAGUGGCCCAACGCUCUAACCACUAGGCUACCUGCCGAGAUAGAUAGUAACGGAACAUUCUUUCAGACUGCUUCCACCCUCCUUUGUUUGUCUAAUAAUAAUAAUCAGGGAAACAGUUUAAUCAUCUGAAUGUGAUACAAAACAAGGCAUCGAUGUGCUUUAGGAGCGCUGCUCUCUCAAUGUGUCAUAAUUAGAACUAUGUGUUUUUAUUUAUUUAUUUGACCUUUAUUUAACCAGGCUAGUCAGUUAAGAACAAAUUAUUAUUUUCAAUGACGGCCUGGGAACAGUGGGUUAACUGCCUGUUCAGGGGCAGAAUGAUAGAUUUGUACCUUGUCAGCUCGGGGGUUUGAACUUGCAACCUUCCGGGUAUUAGUCCAGGCUACCCUGCCGCCUCUACACUCUAACCACUAGGCCACCCUGUUAGUUUGUGUUAGUUUAGGGUUGGUUCAUUAACUGAAAGAAUCAUGUGUUUUAUAACACAUUCGUUACCUUAAAGUACCCUGGUUUAUUAACACAUGUUAUAAUAUCUGUUUAUAACACAUUCGUUACCUUAAAGCCGUGGUUCACUCAGAAACAUUCUCUAUUUUCUAUGGGGACACAUUUCUACACAUUUUGUCAUGGGG